UCCUUUUGUCUGAAAAUGGCGAUGAUAGGCUUACUUGAAGUCUUCGUCGCAUUCUUUUUUUGCCUUGCAUUCCAAUGUUUCUUCCUCCACAAAAAAUAUCAAGGCCAGCCUGUUCACAUGAACUGGCCUUUCCUCGGGAUGCUUCCAGGAAUGCUACCGUAUAUCCCUCGUAUCUACGAUUGGACCGUCGAGGUGCUUGAGGCCACCAAUCUAACUUUUCUUUUCAAAGGCCCAUGGUUCAGUGGAACGGACAUGCUAUUCACCGCAGAUCCAAAGAAUAUCCAUCACAUACUAAACUCAAACUUUGGGAACUACCCGAAAGGACCUGAGUUCAAGAAGAUCUUUGAUGUAUUGGGAGAUGGAAUCUUGACUGCUGAUUCGGAGUUGUGGGAGGAACUGAGGAAGUCAAAUAACACCAUCUUUCACCAUCAAGAUUUCAUGAAUCUCUCAGUAAGUAGCAAUACAAGUAAGUUAAAGGAAGGUCUUGUUCCUUUUCUUGAUAAUGCUGCACGUGAAAACCUUACCAUAGACUUACAAGAUGUAUUCAAGAGGUUCAUGUUUGAUACUUCUUCGAUUUUGAUGACUGGUUAUGAUCCGAUGUCACUAUCCAUCGACAUGCCGGAAGUUGAGUUCGGUGAAGCUGCGGAAACCGGUGAAGAAGCGAUCUACUAUAGACAUUUCAAACCGGUGGCCUUGUGGAGACUUCAAAACUGGAUUGGUAUUGGGCUUGAGAAGAAGAUGCGGACUUCUUUGGCGACUGUCAAUCGUAUGUUUGCGAAGAUCAUAUCCUCAAAACGAAAAGAGGAGAUAAGUCGCGGGAGAAAAGAGCCAUCAAUGGACGCCUUAACGUAUUAUAUGAACGUUGACACGACCAAAUAUAAGCUCUUGAAACCGAGUAAUGAUACGUUUAUAAGAGACGUUGUUUUUAGUCUACUGUUAGCAGGAAGGGACACCACAAGCGCAGCUCUCACUUGGUUCUUCUGGCUUCUCUGUGAGCAUCCUCAAGUUAUGACCAAGAUCCGACAUGAGAUCAACACAAAGUUUGAUCCUACAGAUCUAGAGAAGCUCGUGUAUCUACAUGCUGCAUUGUUCGAAGCAAUGAGACUCUACCCACCACUUCCCUUCAACCACAAGUCUCCUGCAAAGACAGAUGUGCUUCCAAGCGGGCACAAAGUUAAAGCAUACUCGAAGAUCGUGAUCUGUAUUUACGCAUUGGGGAGGAUGAGAUCAGUAUGGGGAGAUGACGCAUUGGAUUUCAAACCAGAAAGAUGGAUUACAGACAAUGGAGGGUUAAAACAUGAACCUUCGCACAAGUACAUGGCUUUUAACUCUGGUCCAAGACUUUGCUUGGGUAAACAUCUAGCUCUCUUGCAGAUGAAGAUAGUAGCUUUGGAGAUCAUAAAAAACUAUGAUUUUAAGGUCAUUGAUGGUCACAAGAUCGAAGCAGUCCCUUCUAUCGUUCUACGUAUCAAAGAUGGUCUUAAAGUCACAGUCACUAAGAAGAUAUGAUUCUUAUGCGUGGUUGGCGUUUGCGGCAACUAUUACUAUUCCGCGCAAAUAUCGUUUUCAAAGUAUUAAAUAAAUUGUAAAAUGUCAUGGGCACCAUUUGUAUUUCCCUAAUUUAUGUGUGUUAAUAAUUGUAUUGCUAAAUGAUUUU
Messenger RNA from Eutrema salsugineum, 1657 nucleotides. RefSeq names its product alkane hydroxylase MAH1. Lineage: Eukaryota; Viridiplantae; Streptophyta; Magnoliopsida; Brassicales; Brassicaceae. Gene Ontology annotation, molecular function: monooxygenase activity; oxidoreductase activity, acting on paired donors, with incorporation or reduction of molecular oxygen; heme binding. The coding region runs from base 16 to 1509 and encodes 497 amino acids. The record is from RefSeq and is a predicted model, not a curated record. The transcript has a single exon.